Molecule: messenger RNA, 531 nt
Organism: Moesziomyces antarcticus
Lineage: Eukaryota; Fungi; Basidiomycota; Ustilaginomycetes; Ustilaginales; Ustilaginaceae
Product: protein transporter
Exons: 2
Coding region: 1-531 (176 amino acids)
Biological process (GO): protein import into mitochondrial matrix
Cellular component (GO): TIM23 mitochondrial import inner membrane translocase complex
Source: RefSeq, a predicted model, not a curated record
AUGUCUCUUCCCAAGACGCUCGCACAGAUUCUGUUCGUCGGAACUCAGAUCGUGGGCAAGGCGCUGCUCGAGGCCGGACGACAGGCAGGAAGGAAUGCUCGUGCAGGCCGAGUCGAGGCCGCUGCAGGCGCGGCAGGUGCAGGAUCCGGUUCGGCUGCAUCGCCAUCAGACCAGCUCACAAGGACACAUCGCAUGACGCUCGACGAGGCCAAGUUGAUCCUCAAUCUCAAGCAGGACCUCUCGGCGGCUGGCCUCAGUGGAGGCGAAGGCAAGACUGUGCUCGAGCAGGUGCGCGAGUCCAUGGUCAAGAGCUACGACCAUCUGUUUGCCACCAACGCGCCACCAGCACCAAAAGGACAGAAGGGCGGAGGAGCCGGCUCGUUCUACAUUCAGAGCAAGGUGGUCCGCGCUCGCGAGAGGAUCGAGGCCGAGUGGUCGCUCUUGGAUGCGGCCAAGAAGCCCGAGGCGGAUGCGGCCGAAACACCCGCGAACGCAGCCAACAAGCCCGAGCAGUCCGACAAGUCGCCAUGA